This is a messenger RNA of Dimorphilus gyrociliatus, 2460 nucleotides long. Lineage: Eukaryota; Metazoa; Annelida; Polychaeta; Dinophilidae. The record is from the annotation of a GenBank genome assembly.
UGGUAAACCGUAACGGAAAGAUGACUUUAUCGGAUGAAAUUUGUAAACCUGUAACUAGUCCUAAUACUAUUCAUCGAGAGGUUCUAAACUCUCGUCACCAAUGGGAUAUUAAUGAUAAUAUUUUACCAACGGUAAGAUAAAUUGCUUAGUCUGUCAGCAUAAAUUAGCUAUUACAUAAAGAUUCUUUAACGAGAAGCAGUUGAAAGGCGUAUAAAUAUGUAAAUUAUAUAAAGUUCACAGUGGCGGUUUUUGCGGUUUUUUAAAAUUGAGUUUGAUAAUAUUUGAAGAAAGAAAUAAUAAAUAUGCUAAAGGAGUUGCAUUUACGAGUUAUUUAUCAAUCGACGCCUCGAUAAACACGUGACCCAAAACACGAACGUUGUCACCUCUUAUCUUAUCGAACUUCCGAAAAGUCAAUAGAACGCCGUUAUAAAACAAAGAAGACGUUUUUAAUUUGGUUGAGCCUUCUAAGUAGCCAGUAAACAACUUUGCACCUGCCCCAAUCUGGACGCUUUGUUUUUCAAAGUAGAAUUGGACAUUGGUAUCUUCUUUUAUUUGCAUCUAAUGCAUAGCCAGGAGCGUGUUGACUUUUCAUUAUAUCCGUAUAUGGACAGGGCUCUAAUCGCCUGAAUGUGUGGGUGAAAGGCGCGAAAGCAUCGACUUAGGCGAGCGCGAUACUAUUAAGUUAAUGUUUUAACACCGCUUCGUGCGCCUUUGAAGCGUCUCGUGAUGUAAGCUGGGAACUUGUAACAGGUGUCACGAGUCUCCGACCCCCAGACCUCUCCUUCUUCUCUCUCUGCUGGACGUAAUACUGGCGAGUUAAACAAUGCCGCGUUCCCUAAAUUCUUUCUUAAAUACAGCUUUUAUACUUUAAUCCCCAUAUCCUUUUCUUUUUUGUUUUUCAGAUUUCGGAAUUUGAUUCUUUUCAAGAGUGGCCAAAUGGACACGCUCGCUAUGUCUAUCCAGCCGAUGUUGAAGACGCUAGGCGUCACACAUCGGGAUGGGCAAUGCGAAAUACCAAUAAUCAUAAUGUAAAUAUAUUAAAAAAGAGUUGUCUUGGAGUUUUGGUUUGUUCUAAGCGUUGUGUAUUGGAGAAUGAUGAAAAAGUACACAUGAGACCAGCCAUAUGCGAUAAGGCAAGAAAGAAGCAGAUAAACAAGACUUGCCCGAAUCCUAGAUGUGGGGGUCGAUUGGAGCUGAUGGCCUGCCGAGGACAUUGUGGUUAUCCAGUAACACACUUUUGGAGACAAUCAAAUGGAAUCAUCUUCUUUCAAGCCAAAGGAAUUCAUGAUCACCCACAGCCUGAGGCCAAGUCAUCCGCCGAGGCACGUAGACAUAGUUCAUCGUGUUUGACAAAGGAGAAUAGGCAACCUCGUCUGGCUAUUAGAAGGAUGAAUAGUCCAAAGAAAAGAGCGUCAACGGAGCCAAUUCCACCACCAAUCCCACCCACAUCCCUCCCGCCGACUUUUGACUGUGUACCUCAUAAUACUGCUCGGUUCUUCGAGCCGACUUUUCCAGCCGAUUUCGACGUUGCGAAUCAUACCUAUCCAACAUUACGACAAUACGAAAAUCCGCCUCAAUAUACGGAAUACCAGCAUCAAACUAAUCAUAACGUACCAGCAGAACAGUAUUGUCCGCAAAUUUUCAAUCCAAUUCAGGAAAAUACCUACAAUCCCCCUAACGGCUCGAUUGAUUUAUGCUCCUUUAACGAUCCAUCAGAAUUCAUUCAAUUCCCUAAUAAGCGACCAAAUGAAGAUAUGAUGUCUUUUUGCCCAGCAUAUGCUCAGACCAACCUAAAAACUAGUCCGCCACCACAAAGUUCAAAUUCAUACGUGGAGCUGCAACCUCCCGUUACAACUAACCUUGAUCUGUUUGCCGCACCAUAUUCAACCCUUAGAUACAUAUCCGGAGAUGUUGGCGAAUACAAUCCCUUCCUUCCGACAUUUGGAUAUGCAAAUCAAUAGGAAAAGAGAAGAUAGAGAAGAAGAACGGAGAACAAGAAAAAAGAACUAUAUUACAAUUUCGCUACACUUGACUAAAUUAAUUUAUUUGUUUCUCUUUUUCAAUAAGUGUCAUUUAUAUGAAAAACAUAGAUAAAUUCUUGUUUUUAGAGAUAUUGUUAUCAUAUUUCUAUAUUUUUUCUCUAUAAAAAAUGGACCAGUAGUAGCCCUAAGGACUUUUCUUCGAGUUUCUAAAUCGACCCGCAUAAUAAUAGAACUAGGCUAUAAAAAUCGACUUUUAACGUCUACAGCUACUUAGAUAUACACAAUUAGAAAAGAACGAGAAAGAAAAAAGAUUUUUUGAAAGAGGGGAAGAGAAGGGGAGCGAAUGUGAUAGCUAUAUUUAAAAAUAAGCUAGAAAAUGUGAUUCAAACAUUUCCCGCAGAUUUUUUUAUUAUUAAUGAAUAUAUUAACACAAUUAUUAUUAUUGUAGUUUAAUCCCCUGACUUUCUUUUUUCGCCAG